This is a messenger RNA of Papilio xuthus (Asian swallowtail), 527 nucleotides long. RefSeq names its product cuticular protein RR-2 motif 130 (gene CPR130). Gene Ontology annotation, cellular component: extracellular matrix. Bases 5 to 508 code for a protein of 167 amino acids. Lineage: Eukaryota; Metazoa; Arthropoda; Insecta; Lepidoptera; Papilionidae. The record is from RefSeq and is a predicted model, not a curated record. The transcript has 3 exons.
UGUCAUGGUGGCUUUUGCUUCAAGUGUGUCAUCGAAUCAGGCUCCUGGUGGUUAUUCGUAUAACAGAUUUAGUGGUCCCGUUAGUGGGCAAAUAGUAGAAGUCGAAGUGCCAGCUGCCAAAAAUAUUGCAGCCCAAGAACACGCGAGCUACGGCUACGAUCAUAACGCUGGUCAAAUUGAUCCUGAAACUGCAAAGUACGCCCGCUUGAAAACCGUCGACUAUGUGGCAAAACCUGAUUAUCACUACGCGUACGGAGUAGACGAUCCUCAUACAGGCAAUCAACAGAACCAUAAAGAGCAACGUGAGGGAGAUGUUGUUAAUGGAGAGUAUUCUUUAGUCGAACCUGAUGGUUCUCUUCGUAUUGUCCGCUACACCGCUGAUCCGAAAAACGGAUUCCAGGCAACAGUACACAAGCAACCUGCCGUACAAGCUCAGCAACAGCAGGUAGAACAACCAGUUCACUACGGUCGCAGAAAUCAGGAUGAUGAUGAUUCCAGAGAGUACUAGUCUUAAUUAUUUUAUAAGU